This is a messenger RNA of Zingiber officinale, 862 nucleotides long. RefSeq lists its product as uncharacterized. Lineage: Eukaryota; Viridiplantae; Streptophyta; Magnoliopsida; Zingiberales; Zingiberaceae. The transcript has 3 exons. The coding region runs from base 399 to 737 and encodes 112 amino acids. The record is from RefSeq and is a predicted model, not a curated record.
AGGAAAUGUUGUGGGUAUGGAACUUCUACAGUUUGAUGAGAGUUGUGUAUGCCUUAUUGCUGUUGGCAACAUUAAGAUCCUCAUCAAUUUCAAGAAAUUAGUUCGAUAAUCUUAUUUAUUUAUUUUAGUCAUUUCAAAUUGUGUCUAUUGCCAAAUUACAAACAUAUAGUUAACAUAAACAUAUAGUUAACAUAAAGUUCUUCCCAUUAUCUAAGGUUGGACACAAAUUUUCUCACUUCGUAUUUUGUCACAUCAGAUGCUGUCAUUAUCUAAGGUUUUGACAGAAUGCCACGAUAUUAUAAAACAUAACUACUGUUAUUUAGAUGGGUUCCAUUUGAAAUUGCAAGACCGCUACUUGAAAGAAAUUCUUAUGUUGUCCUAUGACAUUAUAAUUUGCAAUGGUAUCCAAGCACACUAGUCCCGUUGAAAGAUUUGACACUGAUACGCCUGGUUGUGCCCCUAGUGAAGAUUCAUCUGAUGAAGACAUUGAUGAAGUUAACUUCUGCUAUGAAGAUACAGAUAUGGGUGUAGAGGAUGAGCCAAGUUUCCUAGCUGGUAGUGCACCAGUAGCUGAUGACUCUCAAGACUACGAUGUUGGUAACAUUGUGCUCGAUGUAAAGGGUUUGUGUGUGCAGUUCAAGCGACCGACUGCUUCAGGUGGUCUCCGUCAGCUUUCACUUGAAGCCCUUGAGCCUGAACAAAUAUGUUGCAUCGCCAAAUUAUUCGUCAGGAAAUGAGAUGAAUGAGGCAGGAGGCAAUGACCAGUGAGCCAGCUCAGGACCAUGGCAGUACAACCCGAAGACUUACUUUAGUUUACCUUUUCGCAUAAUCUAGUAGCUGUUUGUUUGUAAAUAAAUUCAGG